Messenger RNA from Sitophilus oryzae (rice weevil), 1668 nucleotides. It is a transcript of the gene Efa1, whose product is annotated as elongation factor 1-alpha. Bases 162 to 1553 code for a protein of 463 amino acids. The transcript is spliced from 3 exons. The record is from RefSeq and is a predicted model, not a curated record. Gene Ontology annotation, molecular function: translation elongation factor activity; GTP binding; GTPase activity. NCBI's taxonomy places the organism in Eukaryota, Metazoa, Arthropoda, Insecta, Coleoptera, Curculionidae. Gene Ontology annotation, biological process: translational elongation; translation.
CGGCUACGAAGGAAAGAUCGGAGCUUAAACUCGUAGAUUCUUCCUUUUUGACUGGCUCGUCGCCCGGUGCGGUUGCCGUCUCGUUAAGUUGUUGAAUUUCAAGUGUUCCUUAUAUUUAAGUUUUAUCAACUGUUGCAUUUAUUUAAUUCCAAACAGUCAACAUGGGUAAAGAAAAGACACAUAUUAACAUUGUAGUCAUUGGUCACGUAGAUUCUGGUAAAUCUACCACUACCGGCCAUUUGAUCUACAAAUGUGGUGGUAUCGACAAACGUACCAUCGAAAAAUUCGAAAAGGAAGCCCAGGAAAUGGGUAAAGGUUCCUUCAAAUAUGCUUGGGUAUUGGACAAAUUGAAAGCUGAACGUGAACGUGGUAUCACUAUCGAUAUCGCCCUGUGGAAAUUUGAAACAGCAAAAUACUAUGUCACCAUUAUUGAUGCCCCUGGACACAGAGAUUUCAUCAAAAACAUGAUUACUGGAACAUCUCAAGCUGAUUGUGCUGUACUUAUUGUUGCUGCUGGUACUGGUGAAUUUGAAGCUGGUAUUUCUAAAAAUGGACAAACUAGAGAGCAUGCUUUACUUGCUUUCACCCUUGGAGUAAGACAACUUAUCGUUGGUGUGAACAAAAUAGACUCCACUGAACCACCAUACAGUGAAGCUCGUUAUGAAGAAAUCAAAAAGGAAGUCUCUUCUUACAUUAAGAAAAUUGGUUACAACCCAGCUGCUGUAGCCUUUGUGCCAAUCUCAGGAUGGCAUGGAGACAACAUGUUGGAACCCUCAACCAAAAUGCCAUGGUUCAAAGGAUGGGCUAUUGAACGUAAAGAAGGAAAGGCUGAAGGAAAAACUCUUAUUGAGGCUUUGGACGCUAUUCUCCCACCUUCUCGUCCUACAGACAAACCUCUCCGUCUUCCACUCCAGGAUGUUUACAAAAUUGGAGGUAUUGGAACAGUACCCGUCGGUCGUGUUGAAACUGGUGUCUUGAAACCUGGAAUGGUUGUUGUCUUUGCCCCUGCCAACAUUACAACUGAAGUAAAAUCUGUUGAAAUGCACCACGAAGCUCUUGCAGAAGCUGUACCCGGAGACAAUGUUGGUUUCAACGUAAAGAACGUCUCAGUCAAGGAAUUGCGUCGUGGUUACGUCGCUGGAGAUUCCAAGAACAACCCUCCCAGAGGAGCUGCUGACUUCUUGGCACAAGUUAUUGUACUCAACCACCCUGGACAAAUCUCCAAUGGUUACACCCCUGUACUUGAUUGCCAUACUGCCCACAUUGCUUGCAAAUUCGCGGAAAUUAAAGAAAAGAUCGACCGUCGUUCUGGUAAGACUACUGAAGAAAACCCCAAAGCCAUCAAGUCUGGAGACGCAGCCAUUGUCACAUUAGUACCUACCAAACCGAUGUGCGUAGAAUCCUUCCAGGAAUUCCCUCCUCUUGGACGAUUCGCCGUGCGUGACAUGAGGCAGACUGUUGCUGUAGGUGUCAUCAAGCAAGUUAACUUCAAAGACGCUGGUGCCGGCAAAGUUACGAAAGCCGCAGAAAAAGCUGCUAAGACCAAGAAGUAGUCUCGGAAGAUUUUUUAUAAUUAUUCAAUUUUUAUUAAAGUGUUUAAUAUUUUUAAUUUAAAAUGACUUGUGAUUACAGUUUUUCUUUCAGACCAAUAAAUAAGAUUUCCUAAUA